Molecule: messenger RNA, 1217 nt
Organism: Stomoxys calcitrans (stable fly)
Lineage: Eukaryota; Metazoa; Arthropoda; Insecta; Diptera; Muscidae
Product: sugar transporter SWEET1
Exons: 4
Coding region: 229-972 (247 amino acids)
Biological process (GO): carbohydrate transport
Cellular component (GO): membrane
Molecular function (GO): sugar transmembrane transporter activity
Source: RefSeq, a predicted model, not a curated record
CUAGUGAACUGUGAAAGAGUGUAGUAGUAGUAGUAGUAGUAGUAUCUUUAUUCAUUUCAUUUUAAAAAAUAAAUCGUACUUCGAAUAUUAGAUUAUGAAAUAAGAUAUACGGCUUUGACUUAGUGUCGUCAGCCGGUAAAUUUAAUACAAACAUUUGAGAUUUGCAUCAGCAAAAAAUACUCUGUAUACGACGAGAGCACAAGCACUGCAACAACGACCAGUAACAACAUGGAAGUAUUGGGUGAUCUAUUGGAGCCGUACAGCGAUGAAAUUGCAAAAUUUGCCGGGUCCAUAACAUGUCUGCAAUUUUUGUCCGGUGUUUUUCUUAUGAACGAUAUACGCAAAAAGGGCAGCAGUGAUGCAUAUCCCCCGGAUCCGUUCAUUGGUGGUGUUGUUUUAACAAUCCUCAGUUUAAAACUUGGAACACUAAUGGGCGAUGAGGCCAUGAUUAAAGUCAAUGUCAUUGGUUUUGCCAUUAAUGUUGUUUUCAUGGUUAUCUUCUAUUGGUAUGCAUCGGGACCGUUUAAAUCAAAAAUCUGGUCGAAAAUCGGCAUUGCAAGUACAUUUACAAUGGCCUGUUUGGCCUAUUCCAAUUUCGAGGAUCCUGCCAAAAUUGAGUUCCGUUUUGGAAUGCUGAUUACAGCAAUACUGGUUAUACUUGUGGGUAUGCCUCUACUUAGUCUUGGUGAAAUUAUCGAGAAAAAGAGUACCGAAGGUUUACCAUUCCCACUGAUUUUGUCUGGUACAAUAGUGGCAGCAGCAUGGGCAGCGUAUGGCAUAUCGAUAAGGAAUGAUGUUGUUACGUAUCAAAAUCUAUUUUUGCUUCUCCUAAGUUCAAUACAACUUUCGCUGUUCGCCAUAUAUCCAAACAAUCCCAGCAGUGCCAGUCCAAAGGAAAAGGAUAGCCCUCCAUAUAGUAAAUUACAAUCAGAUAGUCCAUCCAAGUCGAAAACAAAUAAGAAACGCGAUUAAUGGCACACACAAAGCAUCACGCGCGCAAAUUAUAAAGGCUUACUCGCUUGGCUAAGUGCAAACCCAUUGACUUUCAUUCAGGUUAGAGAAGCAACUAACUGAAAAAGCUCGUGACAUGCAUGCAGCAGAAUAAAAAGCUUUAAACGCAAUACUUAUGGCACCUACACAUACAUCUAACAUUUGAAAUCAGCUGUGCAAAACUUUUUGACAAUAAUUAAAAUCUUCCAAUAACGUAUAACGAUAAA